AUGAAAAGCCCGCUCCAUGACAAGCCAUCCCCUGGCAUUUCAACAACCGGUUCGACUAGCACCGAAGCCAAGUAUGGUCAUGAGAUUGAGGUUGGGAAUUCCUCACCCACAAGCGGAGAUUUCUUGAUAAAGAACGGUCCUGCCUUCGUGUUUGGAGUCAAUCUAGACCUCGUCAGCCAGGUUCUGGCAGAGGGAGUAGGGACUUUCAUAUUGAUGUUUUGUAUAUGUGGGAUAGUUGCAAGCACAGUCGCGACUAGAGGUAAAGUCGGGCUAUUGGAAUAUGCCGCGACAGCUGGCUUGACCGUCAUAGUCAUUGUCUUCUCCAUCGGGUUCAUCUCGGGGGCUCAUGUUAACCCUGCCAUAACCCUUGGUUUUGCAGCAUUAGGUCAUUUCCCAUGGUCCAAGGUUCCUUUCUAUCUCGUGGCACAAAUCAUGGGUGCUACAUCGGCCGCGUUUAUUGGCCCACUAGUCUAUGGUAUAAAACCCGAUCUCAUGUCGACUAGACCAGCUCAAACGGGUGUAACUGCGGCUGAUGCUAUUGCCACCGCCUUUUGGGUUGAACUCAUAGCCACCGCGAUCGUUAUGUUCCUAGCCACCUCAAUAGCUUAUCAAUCCGAAUUCUCCCGGAUUGGGCACUUAUCCGGAUUUAUAGUUGGGAUAGCAAUUGGGCUUUCUGUUAUGAUUACAGGGCCAAUGUCAGGAGGAUCCUUGAAUCCGGCUAGGUCAUUAGGUCCAGCAAUUGUUUCGUGGAACUUCGACGACGUGUGGAUAUACAUAAUUGCUCCUACAGUUGGAGCCGUAGCUGGGGCUUUUACAUUUCGCCUACUUCGUCUUCGGUGUCUACCUUGCUUUGUCUCCAAAAUCGACACGAGCCAACCUGAGCGAGUUAAUUCUUAA
This is a messenger RNA of Impatiens glandulifera, 897 nucleotides long. Its product is annotated as probable aquaporin NIP7-1. The record is from RefSeq and is a predicted model, not a curated record. The coding region runs from base 1 to 897 and encodes 298 amino acids. The transcript is spliced from 5 exons. Gene Ontology annotation, cellular component: membrane. Gene Ontology annotation, biological process: transmembrane transport. NCBI's taxonomy places the organism in Eukaryota, Viridiplantae, Streptophyta, Magnoliopsida, Ericales, Balsaminaceae. Gene Ontology annotation, molecular function: channel activity.